This is a messenger RNA of Gigantopelta aegis, 5658 nucleotides long. Its product is annotated as polycystin-2-like. The coding region runs from base 1 to 1356 and encodes 451 amino acids. Gene Ontology annotation, molecular function: calcium channel activity; calcium ion binding. The transcript has 3 exons. Gene Ontology annotation, cellular component: membrane. Gene Ontology annotation, biological process: detection of mechanical stimulus. The record is from RefSeq and is a predicted model, not a curated record. NCBI's taxonomy places the organism in Eukaryota, Metazoa, Mollusca, Gastropoda, Neomphalida, Peltospiridae.
AUGCCAGCUUCCUGUUCCUUGCCAUUUGUACGUGAUGUGUACUGCAUUCCACGAUAUUCAAUUACUACUGAAGACACCGGUGACUACUGCGAGGGAUGGAAUGCUACAAAACCAUGUGACGAAAACGAAGGGUUACGGUUAACAAGUGCAGCCUGGACGUUCAUACCAGCUUGGAAAAUCUGGGGUAUUCCUAUAGCAGGCAGUUUCAAUCUGUAUGGUGGAGGUGGAUAUACAGUGGAACUGGACAUCAGUCGCCCAGUCGCUAAAAAAUCAAUAGAUGAACUCAUAAAAAACAUGUGGAUUGACCGUCAGACGAGAGCUGUGUUUUUAGAGUUCACUGUGUAUUCUACAAACCUGAACAUGUUCGCUUACUGCAGUUUACUUUCCGAGUUUCCCGAAACUGGGGCUGUCCUUCACUAUACCAACAUAUUCACAUUCAGAAGUCUGCAGCUUACUGGAACUCUGGGUACCUUCAUUCUCGCUUGUGAAAUCAUCUUCCUGAUAGCCACAGUUGUAUGGGUCGUCGUUAUGGGAGUCCGCCUGCUCAAGCAAAGAUUGACCUUCUUCAAGCAGUUCUGGAACAUCAUUGAACUCGCCACUGUCGCUUUGUCAUUUGCUGCAAUCGUCUUGUACAUCAUCAGGCUUAUGUUUACCAAUGAAGCCUUAGCUAGACUGAGACAGAACAGACGCAUUUUCAUCAACUUCUACCACAUUUCAGUGUGGGAUGGCUUCUUUAUCUACGUUGUUGCCUUUCUCCUAGCCCUUGUAACUCUACGACUUGUCAAGGUUCUGGGCCUCACUAAAGUCACCCGUACCGUCUUUACUGUAUUGAAGCAAAGCUCUAAGACUCUUCCUGGUUUCUUUUUCUACAUUUUUCUCGUCCUGCUGGCAUUCGCUGCAUGUGGCACCCUGUUCUUCGGCGCCUUCGCAGAGGAAUACAAAGACCUCAUCACAUGUUUGGAGAGUCUCUUCUCUGGCGUACUGGGUCAUACUGGAUUCACCAAGAUGAACAUCCCAGCAGAGAUCAACUGGUUUGGUUUCAUAUACUUCACCACCUUCAUCAUCAUCGUGACCUUCACCCUGGCAAACGUCUUCAUGUCGAUACUGCUGGACACGAUGGACAUGCUUGCUCGAGAUCGUAGCGCGGAACGGGAUCUUGAACUGACGACAUACCUGUGGCAGUCUGCUAAGGAAUUCGUGACUGGAAAGAAAGCAGACGGGCUUUUGAAGUCAACAUCAGAUACUUGGAACAAUUCCAACGCGGCCAUAUCAGUUUUCCGCCAUCUACAGACUGCUAAAGCCAGCAUAGAGGAGACUAGAUCAGCUACGUCGAAUUCAAGUUAUAUGAUCGAGUAAAACUGAACCGAUAUGUACAAUUAACUGCUUUCUGCUGGUGUCGUCUUUGGGAAAUUUGAUGAAUACGGUUUUGAAUACAUGUUUACUGUUAUAUUCAGUCUGCGCUUACGUUUUCUUAGAAAACUGGCAGUUAAACAUAUAUGUAAUAUAAAGAUGUCAAAUGCAAUAGUUAUUCUUCAGGCUUCUGCCCAUUGCUAUUGAUAUUCAUCGAACACAACUUCUAUUUUAAACUUCCAACAAGCACCGUCGCUGCAAAUUACUUUGAUGACCAUCACUUAUAAUAUAAUAUUGGUGUAAUAAAGCUUUGAAUAUCAUACCCUUCUGCAACAAAUGGUGUUAAAUAUUUGUUAUUCAUAAAUUUAAGGGCCGAAUCCUGAGUGUUUAUAUAACAAAAUUAAAUACACAUUGUUAGAAAUGCAUUAAGGUUUCAGAAAAAAAAUCAAAUCAGAUAUAUCUGUAUUUAUUUUCUGAAAUACGACCCCUAAGUGUUUGGCUAGGUAGGAAACCAAUUUAAGUUCAGUAAAGUGUAACGUCCGUGUAGUCGACUAUUAAUCCAUUCGUGGUUGGAUAGUGCAAAUGGUUGAUCUCAAACCUUUUUGUUUAACAAUAUGUAUUGAUAUACUGAACGCUUGGGAUUGAUCAACAUGCAUUAUAUAUAUUCAGAUCUAUCCCUGUUAUUACAAAUAUUACGUACUUGGUAGACUAAACAAUAAUAUGUGUGAGACAAACAGACAGACCAACAUACUAAAUAAAUGAAUUAAUUGUCAGAAGUUAAAGUGAUCUCUUGCAAGUAUAAAUGUGUGUACAUGGUGUACAUAUCAAUAUUUUAAAAAUUCGGAUGUCCAUAUACAUGUAGGGGUUUCCCAACAGCAACAUGGGUUUCCCAACAGCAACAUGUGUUUUCCACGUGAUUAAGUGACGUUGGAAGAUACGGUACCCUAGACCAGUAAAGAGCAUGUAUAUGAAUAUUGCUAAUGUUAUAUAAUAAUUGCCUAAUUACAAUAAUCAUUUUACUACAUAUAAAUACAAACAUACAUACAUAUAUACGUACAUACAUACGUAUGUACAUACAUAUCUACGUGGACAUACAUAUAUUAGUUUUGUAGGAAGCCAACUUGUUUCUUUUAUUGUGAAAUUAGUAAAUGUUUGUUUAUUUACGAGCAAAAUACAAUUAUCUGUGAUCGAGAGGUAAAAUAGACCAUCCGCUUUUGUGAUAUUAAAAUAUAUUUUUAUAUUCAAUGUUUUAUAAAUGUUGCUAUUUAUUUUCUUCUUUUUAUUUGUUUUUAUAUUUGUGUACAUGUUCAUCCUAUUGUCAUCUGGCACUACAGACUUGGUGGACGUGACCAUACUUAGUUAAAUCAUAUACCAAGCGUUUUUGUAAUGUGUAAUGGGUUGUAUUUUUUAAAGUUUCCUUGUGCUGUUUUGUUUGCUAAUACAGUGGGACCUCGUCGCAACAGCCAUGUUCGUCCUGGAUCACAUUGCCUUCAUAUCGAAUUUGUCGUUGUAACAAAUUUGUAAUGAAAUUAUAUUCCUUGGUAUUAUGGCAUGAAGAUAAAUACUCCCUAUCGUCCAACAUUUACCAUAGUUUGACACCCAGUAGCUGUAGCAUGGUUUCGUAAGUACAUUGGAUGAUUCCUAUCACUGUUGACUUUUGCAUGAGAAAGUAAACAAACGUAUGUUACAUUCACAGCAACAAAUCUGCAAAACAAUUAGUUUCAAACAAACCAUCAGGAUUGAACACAACCAGCUUAUAAAAAUGGUGUAUUAUUUAAUACUUUUUUUUUUUUUUUUUUUUUUCUUAAUACCUAUGUCUAUGAUUUUCAAAGACACUAAUUUGAAAGUAAUCUUCAUUUUGUUUUGCCUUCAACUGUACUGUUAUAUUUGUAUUCCAGCAAUGUCAUUGUUUGUCGAUAAUACAAUGUUGCAAUUUGCCUUAGAAUAUAUAAACACAUUUUUAUAAAUUAAUAUAAAACAAAACAUUGACGUUUUCAACGCUCGUGUGGUAAUAUUCGCCAACGCAGCAAAAGGUUUAGUGUUCAUUUGAAGCACAGAAUUUGUAAAUAAAAUUUAAAGUUAGCUAUUUGCAGAAGAAUUGUUUGUUUAUAAACAUUGAUAUACUUUAGAACCGAAUACUUAUUCCGACUGAAACUGGUCUUCCUACGGUAAUAGUUAUUGUAAUACAGCCAUUGUAAUAGAAGACUAAAUAGCAUUUAAACAAUUAAUGCAUUGCAGUUAUUGCCAAACCCUGCUAACAAUGGUUGUCCAAUUUAACCCGUUAUGUAGUGUCGUUGUAAAGAAGUAUGUUCUGACUUGUUCCGAAUUUGUUCGGUCAUUGUCGGAAGGUGUGAAUUCCAAUUUAAUGAAUAGAAUAACACUGAUGCGCGUUUGUUCCCCACAUGUAUUGGUCAACUAAUGUGACUAUGGUAGUAAUGACGGGCGUUGUUAGUUCCCCACAUGUAUUGGUCAACUAAUGUGACUAUCGUAGUAAUGACGGGCGUUGUUAGUUCCCCACAUGUAUUGGUCAACUAAUGUGACUAUCGUAGUAAUGACGGGCGUUGUUAGUUCCCCACAUUUAUUGGUCAACUAAUGUGACUAUGGUAGUAAUGACGGGCGUUGUUAGUUCCCCACAUGUAUUGGUCAACUAAUGUGACUAUCGUAGUAAUGACGGGCGUUGUUAGUUCCCCACAUGUAUUGGUCAACUAAUGUGAAUAUGGUAGUAAUGACGGGCGUUGUUCCCCACAUGUAUUGGUCAACUAAUGUGAAUAUGGUAGUAAUGACGGGCGUUGGUUAGAGGUCUCCUUGUAUAUGCUUAUCAUUUUUAAACUGACAUUGUUUUUACGCAAAGACAACGAUCCAAUAAGGGUGAACUAUAAUGUAGUCUUUAAGGUAUAUUAACGCAGGGUGUUGUUGUUGUUGUUCAGUAUUUAUUACUGUUUAUUGUUGUAAAUUUUUGGAGAUAACAAACCUGAAUCUGAAAUCUGACUAAAUCUUAAUAUUUUGUAAUAAGGUCUGUAUUUUUAUGUUCAUUUUCAAUAAUAAGUAAUUUCCAUACUUGGGGUUUAGACUAAAGCAAAAUUAAAAGAAUAUAUCAGAAUGCAGUGUUAAGGUAGUUUUAUUUUAUUUUAAAUAUGCGUUUACUAUGAUUUUUUUUUUUUUUUAAAUUUCCAAUUUCUGGUUCCAUACAGUGCAGACUUUAGACCCAGAAAAUGGACCGGUAUGUUGUAAAACAGAAUACCUUUGAGAAAAGAAAACCAAAAAUAUUUGGGAAUGCAUUUUUAUUCAGAUCAAUAUAGCAACACUGUGUACUUUGUGUUUGUUGUAUUGUGAGUACGUUUUAAUUACAUAAACACAGGGUGCAAUAAAUACCUGAACAAUAGAAUUUAAAUUUUAAAUUUUUCUAAAAAUGUAUUUAUUUAUUUAUUUAUUUAUUUAUAAGCACUGUUGACAUGAAAUUCACAUUAGAAACUCAAACUAGAUUGUGCCUUCAGUAACUUCGUACAUGUAAAAACUAAUUAUGUUUAAGCCACUAUAAACGUUAGGAAUUCCAGAAACAUGGAGGACAAACAUUAAUAUUCUAAGCAAGAAAAUGUAAUUAAUAUCCAGUUUUAUUCAUUAAACGCAUUGUUAGCAUGGGGCAUGUUUACAUAUCUGUAAAGUCAGGAAUGUCCCUUUAAGAGUCAUGACUGUCAUUUCUUAAUACAGCAUGAUGAACAAAGCACUUUAAAAUGUAUAUCUAGUUGUGGUAUAACGUGUUUAUUCAAAUUAAACUGGUAAAAUGUAUGAAAUUUUAUUUCUACCUAACACAAAAAUAUAACUUCCAUUCGAAACCAAAACUAACGUGCAUAAAGAAGACAAAUGGUUAAUCAGAGAAGUAAGUUAGUUAAUAUAGAUUUCAAAUUGUUUUUUGGUUAAUCAAUGUUCCCUUAUUAUACUUUUGAUAAAGUGUUGCAUUGAUUCUGUUAAGUUGGCAUCUCUGAUUUCUAUCACUGUCUGACACUAAAACUAUUUAGACUUCACUAAGUCAAAAUGGGUUAAUUAAGGAUUUUGUUAUGCCUGGCAUUAAUGCGGCUGCCCUGCCUUCUACAAAAUUAUAUUAUUUUACUUCCUAAUGUGAAUGACUUAAAAGGAAUACAAGGGCAACAUUUUUUAAAUUCCAUCCAACACCAAAACGAAUAUUUUGAAAUACGCACUCUAGUUGAUUUCUUCAUUGUGUAUUGUUAAUAUCGUUAAUAUUGUUAAUUGUGUAUUAUUGUAUUUUUAUGUGAAACACAUUUUAGUCCUUAAUAAAUGUAUUUUGAAAAG